UAAAGCUGUGUAUGCAGAUUUAACGGACGUCGCUUCUCCGCAAUCUGCUGCAUUUGUGUGUUAUGUUACGGCAUCCCGGAUCGUUCCUUUCGCUACCGGUGAAAACUGCAUUCGCGACAAUCCGUUCAAAAAUCUCAGAUAGUACGCAAUGAUUGAUCCUUCACGAAGAAAUUUGCAUCCUUUUCGUCUCAUUCGUAUUUUUUUUCUUCUUGAUUGAAAUAAUCAACCGGUUAUUUCUCAAAAUCUCAAGAGAUAUGAGUCUUGCGUAUAAGGAUUCUACAAAUCAGUUCGGCCCUUUACUCGUAAAACCCUCUUUUCUCUGAAGAAGGGUUUUUAAGGCAAAAUCGAACGGAAAAAAAAAAUAAAAAUGCCCACUUGUUCGAGCGAGAAUACCUCAACAUUAUGGUCAACUAGCCCGCCAAUGUCGCGAAGCAACAGCGCAUCACCACCGCUAACAACUGUUUCACCGUUGUCCACAUCGCCACCCCGGAUGUCAUCACCCGUGUUCACGAUGAAACGUUCGACAUCGAAUAUACUCGUUUCGACAUCCAACGCGCCGCCAGCUAGCCUUUCCCGAGUAUCAUCGCUCUCGAAUAUGCCAACGGUAAUAAUCUCCCAGAGACGACAACAACAGCAACAGUCGAUGAUCCAUCAAGAUCGGAGCAACAUCAAGCGAAACUUACUAUCCUGGAUCCUGUUUUGGUACUUUGGUCUGUUGUCGGGCAUUCUUCGGAGUAUCUUCAACACCAUCAGUUACGUGAUCUGGGCACCCGCUUUAUGGGCAUCGGCCUGGAUCUGCCUAUUCUGGGUAAUUUUGCAGCUUCCGCUCAUCAUCCUUAAAUGGUUCAUCACUGUGCUGCACACUCCGGCAUAUGAAAGAUCACGCAAUAAACGAUGUGUGCUCAUCAGUGGCGGUAGUACGGUGCAAGCGGUACAUCUAGCGCGUAACUUCUAUAAGGCAGGGGCCCGGGUAGUGGUGUGCGAGCUUGACGGUCUCUUUGGCCUGGCCAGAUUCUCCACCGCCUGUUCCAAGUUUUAUACGAUACCGCGACCUGGACCUAGAAAUGUUGUCGAAUACAUAAAAGCGUUGCGAGAUAUAGUUGAACGCGAAAAGGUGGCUUACUACAUACCAGUGAGUGCCGCCAGUAUCGCUUAUUACGAUGCCCUAGCGAAACCACAUCUCGAGACUAUGGGUUGCGAGUGUUUCGUGCCCGAUACUAGCGAGGUAACCGCGCUGGAUGAUCCGUUGGAAUUGCUGCGACGUUGUCGUCAGUUCGGUCUUCCGAUUCCGCAGCACUUUCUGCUGCGAUCACAGCAAGACCUGUUCCAACUCUAUGAGCGAAACGCGUUUCGUACCGGCAGGUAUAUGAUGCUAGCCGCCGGUCCUGCUGGAAUGCGCGACCGAGCCAAGAUUUUGUUACCACCUACCGUUCGGGAAUUGAGAAACCAACGACAAAACGAGAUCAGCGACAGGCGACCUUGGGUGAUAAUUCGCGAUCCCGAUGGAGAUCAUUUCAUCACGUGUACCACGCUAAAGGAAUCGCGAAUCGUGGCCAACGUGACGUGUCGGGUGGACGAGAAUCAUGGUGGACUCAUACCCGAGGAAUGUCCCGAGAUCACACGGUGGCUCGAACGAUUCUUUGCACGUUCCUUUGGUGGCAGAACCAACGGUCAUGUGAGCUUCCAGCUGGCGAUGUCGCAGGAGGGCGAGCUAGUGCCCAUAGGUUGUCGCGUAGGUGUGAGUCUGCCCUACGUCUGUCAUACGGGAAUACAUCCGCGCCUAGUGUGGAAACCCUGUCGUCACUUUUCCAGACAAAAUUCAGCGGUUAGAUCAGGUUCAUUGGACAGGCAAUCGCUAUCCGAUACCUUGACUAGCGCUUUCAAACAACCGGCGUUCAGUGAUCAGACGGAGCCUCAUCUCUUGGGCACGAUGCUGGACAAGAAGGAGUCCCUCUUCGUGUACUGGGAUCCUUUACCUUAUUGUGCCUAUUAUCAUCUUCAAUUGCCUUUUAGACGCGUCGCCGGAGUCAUCAGAUCGCAACAUAAUCCACCUCUAGGAGUGGUACAAUAGAACUUCAACAAGCUUGUUGAAAAAGCUCGACAAAAAUUCUCUUCGUGUAUUAGAGAUUUCCUGCGUUUGAAUCUCUGCAGCAUUGAUCCCUGAGAAGAAAUGAAUGUGCCAAAGAGAGAUCCGAGGACGAAAAAAUCCCGAUGUACUUAUUUUUUUUUGUGAAUGAUUGUGCAGAGUGUAAUAUUAUUUAUUGAAGAAUGAUAUCGGGGCGAAGCGAUAUUCAUAAUUUUCCAUGCUCAAAUCUCAUCGGCAGCAAAGAGUUACGUAUUCCCUUGCGUCGUACUGUAACAUAAAUGAAUAUGAUCUUUAAUGAUUAAACACGAUGCAUAGAGAGUAUGAGAUAAAGAAAAAGAGAGAAAGAAUUUAUAUGUUGUGUAUGUAUGCAAGUAUACUCGUUUCACUUAUUGAUUAAUGAAAAUAAUGUUACAUAAUGUAGUAAUGCUAGUCUCUCAUCGAGAUAGAAAGAAGAGGGAGGACAUAAUCAAAGAGUACUUGAUAAGUUUCUCUAAAGAUUCGUUCAAAAGAGAUGACAAAUUAUUCGUGUCACCGAUCAUCGCGUUUGUUCGAUGAUUUUAAUGAGAUGAAAAAGUGUUAAACGAAUUAAAAAUAAAAGUGUAAGGGUCAAGUUCAGCUAUAUCGGUUAAAAAGACGCAAUCGAUUCUUCGUGUCACCAUCUUUGCUCGAUAGGAGGAACGUGAGCAUACGGACGAAAAAACAUAUAUGCAAAUCGCAUGCUAUCAAUACCGAUUAUGCUAAACGGGAGACUUUUGUGCCGCGAUUGAUAUAUAUUUCUGUCUCUUUUUCUAGACUGUCACAAAGCAAAAAAAGAUCUAUACAAUAAUAGCGAAAAUAUCCGUUUAACUAUAAUGUCGCUUUGCUAUAUUUUACCAUAAUCGUGGUUGCGAUCGAGAGAGUACCUUUAGAUUUGUUUCUGAGAGAUCUCAUCUUUUUGAUUUAAUUUAUUCACGAAGAAAAUGAUUACCUGAAGAUGCCAGCGAAUCACAUUAGAAUAAAAAGAUAAUAUUUCAUUAACCUUUUAAAGCGACUAUCGUCUAAGUAAAAAUGAAAUCGGAGAAAAUAAUAUCUGAGACUUUCUAUCAUUCGGUUCUACUCAAUUAAAAUCGAUCGUGGUUCUCGUAAAUAUGUAAUAGCAAAGGAUAUUCGUAUUUAAUACCAUUAACAAUACUAUUUAUAUAAGUUUUUUUUAGAUCAACAAAAGCGAGAUAUAAAUGUUUGAUUUCUUAAUUCAUGUUUUGUAAGUAGGAGUUUAACCCUUUCGAUAUCGUUUUUUUUUUGC
Molecule: messenger RNA, 3368 nt
Organism: Camponotus floridanus (Florida carpenter ant)
Lineage: Eukaryota; Metazoa; Arthropoda; Insecta; Hymenoptera; Formicidae
Exons: 1
Coding region: 368-2071 (567 amino acids)
Source: RefSeq, a predicted model, not a curated record